AUGCUACGGGGAUGGCGAGCCGUGCUCACGAACCUCAUCCUGGCCGUGGUUGCUGGAGGGGAUGAGAGCAACCAUAGCAAUCACACUAGCCACAGCUCCUGGAAAGUACCCGUGCCACAUCCGGAGCCCCAGUUCUGGCGCCGUGUGAGGCCCUACGGACCAGCGCUCAACGCCACCCUGGUGUGGCAAGGCUUUGGCACCCCCCAUCCCAUCGUAUGCGAACCGCAGGUGAUGUGGACGCCACCUCCACCCUGGCAUUCGAGGGAGACAGAGAAGGAUGAAAAGGGAGAUUUGGAGGGCGAGUAUCGACUCUACUUCCGGGCCGGGGGUUGGUUUACCACGCCCCAGGUCAUAGGGGUCGUCUUCUCUUCCGACCCCUUGCGGGAGGGCUGGAGCUACCGAAGCAAGUAUUGGGAGACAGGUGCCCGGGAUCCCUUUAUGCCGAUCUCAGGAGCCGGAUAUGGAGGUACAUCCUAUGACGAAAUCCAAGUGCAGCCUUGGAUCUUUUACCAAACCGGCAGGCAACGUCGCCGCCAGAAUACUCCGGACAUGCCGACGAUUGCCGACAGAGAUGGAGGGGUCUGGUGGCUUUAUGCUGGCAUCCACGCAGGCCCAGAAGAAGUCCACAAUCAGACCUCCGUCUCUCUCAGCGUGGAUGGUCUGCACUGGCAGUUAGUCCGACGCCAGUCGGUGCCGCUUGCGGGCAACUGCACAAUGUUCGGCAACAGAGUCAUCUGGAUUGAGGAGGAGGCCGAGCGAAUCGUCUUCCACCUGCUGCAAGAGCAGCUUUGCGGCCCAUGGAAAAUCUACCACUACACCAGUAGCGAUGGGCUGUCCGACUGGUCCGUCGCAUCAACCGGCCCGGUUCCAGGUCUUGAGCGCGUCCCGAAUGGGAUGUUUGGAGGCCCUAGCAUGCCUGUGCAUCCACAGUUCCUCGGCCCUGGACUUCGUCGCCCAUUCGGUCUGCCAGUUCCUGCGCCUUUCGAUGCCUCCGGCGCGCGCCACCUUUGGUUCCAUGCGGCCGCCCUAGGGGGGAACUUGCCUACGGACGUCUACCACGCUGUGUCGCCAGGCUCAGCCAGUGGCCCAUGGACAGUGCUCCACGUCGACAACAAGACGAACCCACUGGGAGCGGAGCUCGAGCACCGUGGCGCGUAUCUGAAUGACACAGAGAGAUGGACAACGUGGGAGUAUGAUCAAGUGUCCGACCCCAGCUUCACCUACUACGUGCAAGACUACUUGCUACCUCCCGCCGCCCGCCGGGCACUGUUGUUCUAUGACGGGGGCAACAACGCGAACGGCACGGGAAACAUUGGCAUGGCUGUGGGCUGGGCGGAGGAGAUGUUUCCCGGAGGUCUUGCAUCAAGUCAGAG
Molecule: messenger RNA, 1373 nt
Organism: Symbiodinium natans
Lineage: Eukaryota; Dinophyceae; Suessiales; Symbiodiniaceae
Source: the annotation of a GenBank genome assembly